This is a messenger RNA of Chenopodium quinoa (quinoa), 966 nucleotides long. RefSeq names its product glutathione S-transferase-like. The coding region runs from base 18 to 746 and encodes 242 amino acids. Lineage: Eukaryota; Viridiplantae; Streptophyta; Magnoliopsida; Caryophyllales; Amaranthaceae. Gene Ontology annotation, cellular component: cytoplasm. The record is from RefSeq and is a predicted model, not a curated record. Gene Ontology annotation, molecular function: glutathione binding; glutathione transferase activity. The transcript is spliced from 3 exons.
UAUUCUACUUAGUAUAGAUGAGAUUGUUAACAACCACUUUUAUAGCCAACUUCAUUCAUCUCUUUGAGUAUUCUCUUACAUUUAAGUUUAAAGGCAUAGACAUGGGAAUCAAGGUUCAUGGAAUCCCUCACGGUGCCACCCUUCGUGUUUUGGCCACUCUUCAUGAAAAGGAAAUCGAUUUCGAGUUAGUUCCCAUCGACAUGAAAUCCGGUGCUCACAAGCAACAACCUUUUCUUUCUCUUAACCCUUUUGGUCAAGUUCCGGCAUUUGAAGAUGGAGAUCUCAAGUUAUUUGAAUCGAGGGCAAUUUCAAAAUACAUAGCAUUCAACUAUGGAAAUGGAACUCCUCUUUUUUCAAACAAAGAUGGAAAGCAAAUCGCUGACUUAUCCGUAUGGAUGGAAGUCGAGGCUCACCAAUUCGAUCCAGUAGCCACUAAACUCAACUAUGAGCUAGGUUAUAAGCUUUACUUGGGCAUGGAAACUGACAACGCGGUUGUUGAGGAGUACGAAGCUAAGUUGGCCAAGGUCCUUGACAUUUACGAGGCCCGAUUAGCAACGUCAAAGUACCUAGCCGGUGAUUCAUUUACUUUGGCUGAUCUUUAUCAUUUGCCUGCACUUCAAUAUAUGAUGCUUAAUAAAAUGAAGCAAUUGGUUGAUGAACGCCCUCAUGUUAGUGCUUGGUGCAAGGAUAUCUUGGCUAGGCCUGCUUGGGGAAAGGCUUGGGCCUUGCAAAAUGAUUUUAAUUAAUUUGAACUUAUUAUUACAACCCUCAUCAUUAUUAGCUUUGUAAUGGUUGUUUGUAUUAUGUCUAAUCAUGUAUUCAUUUACUAUGUUAUGUUGGCGUUUUACUACUUGUGUAUCGAGUUUGUGAUUGUGAGUUAGAAAUUUAUCGUUAGUAAUAAAAGUUUAUAUUGGAAAUACAUCACAUCAUUGUUGUGUUAUAAUAUCAUAAUACAUUAUGCGGUUA